AUGAUCAAAGGCGACUGGCACAUUGUUCUCAAGGAGUUACACGAUCAGUAUGGCCCUGUCGUUCGCUACUGUCCGAUCAGUGUCUCCUUCACCGGUGCCGAAGCCUUUAAACACAUUUACGGACACAAGAAAGCUGGAGAGAAGCCCUAUGAGAAAGAUGAGACGUUUUACGUUCGUCCGCGUUCGACAGAAAAUAUCUCGUUCACCUCCAGCGCGGGGCACGGCCGGCACCGCCGUCUGAUAUCCCACGCUUUUUCGGCCAAGGCACUCAGCAGCCAAGAGCACAUCCUGAAGCAGUACUGCGACUCGUUCGUCAGCAACCUUGAGAAAUACUCCAAGCAGCAGGGCGGCUCUGUGGACAUUGUCCGCUGGUUCAACUUUGUGACAUUCGAUUUGAUCGGCGACCUGGCAUUCGGGGAGUCCUUUGGCUGUAUGGACCAAGGAGGAUACCACCCCUGGAUACACAUCAUGUUCGGCAGCAUCAAGUUUAUAAUCUACCAUUACGUUCUAUGUCGUCUUAACCUGCAAAAGGCUGUCCCCCUGCUGCUCCCAGCCAGCAUAAAGAAAGGGGCCGAGGAGCAUCACAGGUUCGCUCGAGAGACGUCAAUGCGAAGAAUGGAUGCAGGUGUCAAGGAUCGACCAGACUUCAUGACGUACAUCCUUCGGUACAAUGAUCACAGGGGUCUGACCGCAGAAGAGAUAUUCGAGAACGCCAACUUCCUGGUCGCCGCAGGUAGUGAGACUACGGCUUCGCUCCUCAGUGGCCUCGUUUUCUAUCUCCUGAAGCAUCCUGAUAUCUAUACCAAGCUUGUGACAGAAAUCCGGAGCGCGUUCAACAGCCAAGAGGAAAUUUCUUUGGAUGGAGUCAGCAGGCUUGAAUACAUGCUCGCCGUUCUCAAGGAAGGCCUCCGGAUGUGCCCUCCAGUCCCAACAGAACUCCCCCGGAGGGUGCCCGAAGGAGGAGAUGUCAUUUCAGGUUACUGGCUGCCUGAGAAUACAAGAGUCGGCGUCUCCCAUUUCGCAGCCUUCACGUCGUCCUCGAACUUUCGGGAUCCAGACUCCUUCGUCCCAGAGCGAUGGAUGAAUGACCCCCGGUACGCAGAUGACAAGAAGGACGCGCACAAUCCCUUUUCGCUAGGCCCGAGGAACUGUGUUGGUCACAAUCUGGCCCACGCGGAGAUGCGGUUGCUCCUUGCUUAUCUGCUGUGGAACUUUGAUUUGGAGUCAGCUUGUCAUGAUUAUGAGAAGUGGGCGGAUCAGCCAGUCUAUGCUACAUGGCAAAAAGAGAAUCUCAAUGUCAAGUUGGUCAAGGUUGCCAGGGGAUAG
Molecule: messenger RNA, 1326 nt
Organism: Clonostachys byssicola
Lineage: Eukaryota; Fungi; Ascomycota; Sordariomycetes; Hypocreales; Bionectriaceae
Source: the annotation of a GenBank genome assembly